AUGGAGCUGCCGGUCCUAACAACCGUAUCGGGCAUUGCCCCGUCCACCCCGUCCCCAGGGCUGGAGAGCCCUCUGGCAGGAGUGUUGCCUGCUGCCUCUAGCCAGCUCGCUGUUGCAGGACCUGCUGCCCGGGAAGGACUUUCUCAGGGCCCCGAAGAGCUAUUGCCUGAUGUGUCCGUUAAGGGGACCCAUGGCACAAAGCCCAGUGCCAGCCCUGGACAGCCAGCUCAGGUCUGGCAGCUUCCACGGGCUCUCUUUUCUGAUGUAGCUGCUUUCUCUCCACAGCAGGGGCUUGGGCAGUUCCUGCCAGCAGCCAGACCCACAGGAGGAAGCUGGGCCUCCACUGCCUCUCUCACCCCCCAAGCCAUCGAGGAUGAGCUUGGUCCCCAGGCUCCCUGGGGGGAAGCGGGAUUACCCGGGCCUCCCCCACCUCCCACCACACUGUCCCCUGAGCCCCUAGCAGCCUCCAAUCCUCCACCCCCAGGGUCCCCAGACACCACUGCUCUGACUCUGCCUUUGUCCUCCGAAGUCUUCCGUCCUCUUUCUGCUCCAUCAGAACUGCCCAAAGCAUUCCUGGGCUGGGGUCCAUCGGUGGCCCGUACUGAAGGUCUAACGACAGAGGGGCCCUGGAAGGACCCUGCCCAGUCUGCAGGAAGUCCCCUGCUGCAGGGAGGGUGGUCAGGGCAGGUGGUGGCUGCAUCUGAGGACCUCAGCAGUAAGGAUCUCCAGUCGCUGGUGAAAGCCUCAGUGGCCAGCCUGACAGAGGAGGUGCUGGUCCCCUGUCACUCUCCUGCAGAGACCCAAAAAGCUGUCUCUCUCCCUAGUGUGGACCUAGCCUCCCCAGAACCAAGUCAGGACAUACAAGGGCUGGGACACACCAGCCUGCGAAGGUUGGAAGUCACAGAUGUCACCCCAAGGGUGAGGUGGACAGACCUCAGAGCUAAGCCAGGGACCUCACUGCCCCAGCCCACAGGGAAGCCCAAGGUGAGCCCAGCAGCACAUUCAGAGAAGCCUCUGGCCUCCUCCAGGAAGCCCACAGCCUUAACCAUGGUCAGGUCAUCACAUAGAAUGCAGGGCAUGAAGUCAAUCCCCAGGUGGCUACAGGGCCAGGACGUGUGGGGGGCUGUACAAACAUCCAGCUCUUCAUCUUUGCAAGCCCUGAGCCCCUGGGCACCCGCAGAAGCAUCGGUGCCCAGCGUGGCUGGGCCCAGAGAUAGGCUCUCUACUGGCCACAGGACCUUGGCUCCUCAGAAAACAGGGCCACCCACAUGGGCAUCUAGCUCUACAAGUGCUCCUGAAACUGGGCGUCCCACGGAGGGCCCCUGUGGGGAUGCUGGGGGUGAGUCCCAGGAGUGCCCGCUAUCCACACCUUCCCCCUGCAGCCGAGGGUGCACUGCUGGCUCCGAGGGUUCCAGUGAUGCCCGAUAACCCAGCGGUCCACGGUGCCCAGCCCCGGAGCCCGGCUAUGGUUGGACAAAGCAGCUUGGGCCAACCAGAGGAACCACAUUUAGUGCUUCCCUGCCAAGGCAGCACUCCCAUCCCCGCCCC
Molecule: messenger RNA, 1548 nt
Organism: Ochotona princeps (American pika)
Lineage: Eukaryota; Metazoa; Chordata; Mammalia; Lagomorpha; Ochotonidae
Exons: 2
Coding region: 1-1428 (475 amino acids)
Biological process (GO): heart development
Source: RefSeq, a predicted model, not a curated record